Zea mays is the source of this 1542-nucleotide messenger RNA. RefSeq lists its product as uncharacterized. The record is from RefSeq and is a predicted model, not a curated record. NCBI's taxonomy places the organism in Eukaryota, Viridiplantae, Streptophyta, Magnoliopsida, Poales, Poaceae. The transcript has a single exon. Bases 334 to 1233 code for a protein of 299 amino acids.
CUAAACUGAAACCAGUGGCGUGAAACUCAUAAAAAAAUUCUGUACCCAGAAAUAGGAAGGCCGGCGAUUACGCAUGCAUGGCACUUCGGAAAUUUGGGCCCAAUUGUCCGCAGGUUGCGGUAAUUGUAUAUACGCCAGUUUAAAAAAGCCCGCGAGAUCCGCUCCAAGCACCAAGCUGCCCCGUGUCCGUGUCCAACGCCUCUCCACCACCACUCCCCGCGCGCAAUCCAACCCGGCCACCUCCCCACAUCUACCGCCAGUGGCGCCACCUUAUCGCCUCGCCUCCAACCCCGACGCGAGCCAGGUACCUACCUGCUGCGGCGGCCGAGAGAGAUGGAUGGCCGGCGGCCGGAGAUGCGGCGGACGAUGACGCUGUCCGAGCAGCUGUCCACGCCCGACCCGCUCAUCCGCGACUUCCUCAAGAUCCCGCACGACGCCGACGCCGGCGAGGGUGAUAGCCCCUCGGCCGUCGACGCGCAGGGGGGCGGCAGGACGACCGGCUGGAAGCAGCUGCGAGACCGGCUCCGGCUCCGGCGCGCGGCGGGCGCCUGGCAGAGGCGUAAGACCGGCGCGGCCGCGGCCCACGCCCCGGCGAACGGCGGCGGCCUCAGCAAUAUCAGCAGCGCUAACAACCGCAGCAACAAGUACAACUACAACCCCGGCGAGGCGGAGGCGGCGUUCUCCCGCACCUUCUCCCGCGCGCCGUCGCUCCGCGCGACGCCCACGUUCUCGCGCGUCGCGUCCACCCGGGUCGGCCCCGCCUCCUGCCGCUCCAGCUCAAGGCGGCUCUCGACGUACGACUUCCGCGACGUCGAAGAGCGACGCCACGAGGACGAGGACGAGGACGGCGACGGGGAAGAGGAAGAAGACGGCGAGGACGAGGGGGACGAAGAAAAGACGGCGGCGCCCGCGGCGCAGAUGUCGCUGAUGGCGCUGCUGGGGCAGACGGACAACCAGUGGGACGACGAUGAGGAUGAGGAGGAGGAGAGCGGAGGCGGCGCGUUUAAGAAAGGCGGGGCCGGCGCCGUGGGCGACGAGGACGAGGACGACUGCGACAGCCGGGAGGAUGAGAUGGUGCACGUGUGCUGCGUGUGCAUGGUUCGGCACAAGGGCGCCGCCUUCAUCCCCUGCGGCCACACCUUCUGCCGCCUCUGCUCCCGCGAGCUCUGGGUCAGCCGCGGCAACUGCCCGCUCUGCAACGGCUUCAUCCAGGAGAUCCUCGACAUCUUCUGACGGACCGAGCUCGCCGCCUCCAUCGUUUGUUUAUCUUCUAGGUCCCUUAGCUUCACGUACAUCCAUGGCAUCAUCGCCGUCGAUACCCAUGUUCUUGCACCGGUUCCUAUCCUACAGAUUUUGUGUGUGUGUGUGCGCGCGCGCGCGCGCUGGGGUGGGGGGUAGGGGGAUCAUUGAUUGUUACAGUACGUUGCAAUAAAAUGGUACAGUAUUACGCAUACGCAAUGUGUGCAUUUUCGUAUAGUAUUUCAGAGUGGUUGUUAGGUUGACUUACCAGGCACCAAUAAAAGAGCGUGUGAUUCAGAUGAA